This is a messenger RNA of Mollisia scopiformis, 1338 nucleotides long. RefSeq lists its product as uncharacterized. The record is from RefSeq and is a predicted model, not a curated record. The coding region runs from base 155 to 1057 and encodes 300 amino acids. The transcript has 3 exons. NCBI's taxonomy places the organism in Eukaryota, Fungi, Ascomycota, Leotiomycetes, Helotiales, Mollisiaceae.
CAAGAAUCGCAACGAGAACGCGUUCUGUACGAAGUGUCGUGAUUCAGCGGUACCAGAGACUCGGAGAGCAAGGUCGACGUGUCGCAGCUUUCACUGUGAGACUUUCAAGUUCUUCUUUCUGGAGAAGCCACCAACGUGCAUCAAUCCUAACAAUAUGGAUUCCAAUGCAUCCAAGACCAAGGAAGGUACGCCGGAUGGUAUGGCCAAGUACGAUGACCCUGACUAUUACUCCCCAAAAUGGGCAAAAGCUGCUCCCAAGAUCUGGAAGCCUUACCUCACGUCCUUCACUCUCUUUUCAGACCUGCCCAUCGAAAUUCGUCAAGCCAUCUGGAAAUGGUCUCUCGCGGCACGUGUUGUCGAAGUCAAGUUCAACGUCAAUCAUGGUUUCUUUAGCACCAACAAGCCACCAGUAGCGUUGAGUGUUUGCAAGGAUUCGCGUGAUGCUGUCAAAUACCUAUACCCCAUCUGCUUUGGUACCAUCAUUCACGAAGCCGCCAUCGCCUUCAACUUCUCACUGGAUACCUUGUACCUUGAUGCCGACCUUGCCCCCGAAGUGGUCCCAUUCAUUUACAGCUGGAAGGGUUUGGAGGCUGAAAAUCUGCAAACACUAGCAAUUGAUCGUUAUCUUGACGAAGAAAUGGAGGAAUUUGGUUAUGGGAUCGCUUUCGAGGCUAUCAAAACUCUUCGACAAACAACUCGGUUAAUGCCUGCACUGAAGAAAGUUCUGAUGGUUGCCAAACUUGAUGACUACUGGCACGAACAUGGUUUGCCUGAGGGUAGCGGAGAGAUAAAACUGAUGGAGUCUUUACCCUAUGAUCUCCAACGGUACAUUGACGAAGAGUGGCACAUGGAUGAUGAGGAUGGCGCGUCGGAAUGCCAUCAGCUCCCUAACAUGGAUGAUGUUCUGGAAGGCUUUGAUGCUCCGUCCAAGAGUGUAGUGUGGGGUUGGCGACCUACCGAACUCCCACUGCAGCCUCAUCCUUGGGACGAGUUAAUUGGUGAUAGUGAAGGUCAUACACCCAUUCAGAUGUCUGAGAAUGAGGGCGAUGAUGACUGAGAGAGGCAAACUCCGGUCAGUGGAGAAGAGAAUGCGACUUAUCAUGCUUUGCGAGAAUGAGCUACGACUUGUUGCUGGGAUUGAAGCUUCGCUUCGACGAGAUUCGAAUGGGAUGCGAUGUUAGGAGUUGUUACUUAUGAAAAUGAUACCCUGGGACAGGUGUUACUGAAAAUUUGCUUGGAAGAUACCCAGGGACGAGACGGACUGGCGUUAACAAUAUCGCCAUUUGUAGCAAGAGCAUUUAGCUAUAGGUAGUCUUUGAACACAUCGAGCUCAGCCAG